UCCGGCGGCAAUACGAGCAAAAGGACAUUUGCGUGCGCUUCUUUGGCACGCACGAUUUUGGAUGGAUCAACCGGAGGCGAAUCUACCUCUAUCACGAAGGCGACUCGGACAUCGUGGCGGCCGGAAGCAGUCGGACAUGAUGGAGCGGUACAAUGAAGAAUCGACCCAGGACGAUUUGAGCCAACAAGGUCCAUCGUUGCUCCGCUGAGAGGGCGCAACGCGGGGUGAGUUUGUCGAGGGGAUGGUUUUCCGUAUCAAUUGUUAAAUCUAUUUUAUUUCGACAGGAGGACUAGAUCGGUGAGUACAAAUCGUCGGACAAGGACCCAUGCGGGCUAAACUCGAACUGCAUCAACCGGGCGCUGCUCGUGGAGUGCAAUCCGAAGACUUUCCAGCUAGCAAAAGUUGCCAGAACCCAGUGCUUCAAACGGAAGCAGUACUAGGUACUGGAGGCCAAACGAAUUCCCAUCAAGGGCUGGGGUCUGGUCGCGCGUCGCGUGAUCGAGUACGAGAAGUGAUUAUCAACGAGGAGUUGCCGCGGCGGAUAAAGCAAAAGAACGAAAAUUACUACUUCCUGACGGUGGACUCGGAGCUGACGAUCGACGCGGGGCCCAAGGGCAACUUGGCCCGGUUCAUCAACUACUCGUGCGAGUCCAACUGCGAGACGCUGCUGUGGAAGGUCGGCGGAAGCCAAUCCGUGGGGCUGUUUGCCCUCAAGGACCUCAAGGCAGUAAGUUUUUCGAAAUACCGGUAAAAACACUUACUACAACUAACUCUUCUUACUCUUUUCUCCACCAGGUCUAAGAGCUCCCCUUCAACUACAACUUUGAGACGAUCGGCCAGAAGAAGAUUUGCCACUGUGGUGCGAGCAAGUGUUGCGGGCUGAUCGUCAACCAAGGAACGGAGAAUUGAAGUGGGAUAAUCACAACGGUCUUGCGCGACUUCCAGGUGCAGAUUGUAACGUGGGUUACCUGCUCGAGUGCUCAAAUGCCAACAGUGACGACGGCGGCAAUUACAGCUCUUCCGCCACACGCCUGCGGCAAAGUACCUUACGGAUCCAUCGCGACAAGUGUUCUACCUUGCCGAGAGUGACCUCGAGUUUGAUCAGUAAACGUUCACGAGGA
Culex pipiens pallens (northern house mosquito) is the source of this 1121-nucleotide messenger RNA. Its product is annotated as histone-lysine N-methyltransferase NSD2-like. Gene Ontology annotation, molecular function: protein binding; histone H3K36 methyltransferase activity. The coding region runs from base 326 to 751 and encodes 141 amino acids. The transcript has a single exon. Gene Ontology annotation, biological process: regulation of DNA-templated transcription. Gene Ontology annotation, cellular component: nucleus; chromatin. NCBI's taxonomy places the organism in Eukaryota, Metazoa, Arthropoda, Insecta, Diptera, Culicidae. The record is from RefSeq and is a predicted model, not a curated record.